AUGUCGGAGCGCACCCGCCGGGCACGCCUCCAGCUUCCGGAAGAACGGCCGCUACUGCAACGGAACCGUGCCAGUCACACCUCUGAGAUUCAAGUUCCUCUCUAUGGCUGCAUGACCAAUCCUCACAGUCACUUGCCAGUAUACACGAAUAUUCACCGUAUACGACGAGACAUCAUCUCCAUUGUCGAAGACUACCUGAGCUUGGAACAACUUCGUGAUGUGCGUAUCAACAUCGCCGUCGUCCGCCCGCUCGUCGACAAGCUGUAUGAGCUCGACGACAUCUCCAUAGCUCUCUGCGAGCUGGUUGCAACGCGGAUAUUGAGACGCUUCAGCGAAGACAAUGAAGGGCCUGAUGGUUUAGUGCUGCUAGCACACAUCCUGGUUGCCGGUUUUGAGCCCUUUCAAAUGGCACCUGCUGGGAUUCGUGAGGCGGCUUCAACGGAGUCCUACCGCAGUUACAACCGCAUGCUUCCUUCGCUCGAAGUUGCCAUCUUAACUGAGAGUAAAUACUUCCUCAGUGCGACUCCUUGCCAGAAAGUGUAG
This is a messenger RNA of Colletotrichum fioriniae, 543 nucleotides long. NCBI's taxonomy places the organism in Eukaryota, Fungi, Ascomycota, Sordariomycetes, Glomerellales, Glomerellaceae. The record is from RefSeq and is a predicted model, not a curated record.